CGUACAAAUGUGUCGUUUACAUGGUGUUAAGUCCACAACAACCACCAUCUGACAUCCCUGGCACCUUAACAGGGUUUGAUCUACCCUCAGUCACCUGACACGAUAUGAGAUCACACACGCGCACACAUGCACACCGCACACGGUUGUCCUCAGCUCGGCUCGGCUCCACCUCGCUCGGCGGGUGUGUGAAGAAUCCUCCAGCCCCGUUAUUUCAAGGUUAUCUCUCCUGCAGGAGCCUCACUCCUCGGAUCCUAUGGGAAUUCUGAUAACUGCAGUUUUGCUGUGGGCUGCCGUCGGGGUGGGAAGCCGGCCAGUAACCUCACCACUCAAUGAUGCAAAGGUUGAAUGUAUUAUUCAGGAGACACUGAAUGAAGACGGGUCACAACAUGAGUGUGUCCCAAAGCUAACAGAGGAACUCGAUGAGGUGCAAAGACAUCAGGGUUUGCUCAGGGAGCUGCAGAAGUUGGCUGAUGAUGAGAGAGAAAGGGAGCAUGAGGACGAGAGGGAGAAGGAUUACGAGUACAACUUGGCCAACGAUGAGAGCGACUUUGAGCAGAGGGAUGAGGAGGAGGAGAAGGAGGAGGAGAAAGACGAGGCUGACACUGUGAAAAAAACAGAGGAGGAAAAGGAGGAAGGGGAGACGACACGAAAGAGAAGAUGAUGGAGAAUCCACGAAUCGAAGACAGAGGGACGGACGAGGAAGAGGAGAGAGCGAAGGAGCUGGAGGAGCUGCUCGCUGAGGAAAUCACCAAGAAAGGGAAGGAGGAAAGGAACGAUGAGGAGCUCAAAGAGCUGCUUAAAGAGCUGAAGAAGAAGAGAUAUGAGGCGGUGAAGAGAGGGAGGUCCAGAAAGUGGAGCAGAAGGAGGAGGUGGAGGAUAAGAAGAAGGACAAAGCAGAAACGGAGGAGGACCUGGAGAAGCAGAAGAUCGAGGAGAGGAGGAAGAGCGAGGUGGAGCUGAUGGUGGAGAAGGAGAAGGUGGAGAAGGAGCUGAAAGAGCUCCUCAAAGAGCAGGA
This is a messenger RNA of Lates calcarifer (barramundi perch), 1015 nucleotides long. RefSeq names its product parathymosin. The record is from RefSeq and is a predicted model, not a curated record. NCBI's taxonomy places the organism in Eukaryota, Metazoa, Chordata, Actinopteri, Centropomidae. The coding region runs from base 254 to 661 and encodes 135 amino acids. The transcript is spliced from 5 exons.